AUGUUCCAACGGCUACAUGCAUACGUCCUGAUGUGUAGACUCUGUUUUUUCUUCACGGGAGGGUGGUUCCAGAACUCUGUUAGGCGUCGUCUCGCUGAUCUAAGAAAAGAUCAUCAUAUCCUCCCCACUGGUACGCAACGCACCACAUACCUCACGAAGUCGAACCCCCGAGAAGAGUGCGGCAUUCAACGGCGCUGA
This is a messenger RNA of Heterobasidion irregulare TC 32-1, 198 nucleotides long. RefSeq lists its product as uncharacterized. Bases 1 to 198 code for a protein of 65 amino acids. Lineage: Eukaryota; Fungi; Basidiomycota; Agaricomycetes; Russulales; Bondarzewiaceae. The transcript has 2 exons. The record is from RefSeq and is a predicted model, not a curated record.